This is a messenger RNA of Aspergillus bombycis, 1212 nucleotides long. RefSeq lists its product as uncharacterized. Bases 1 to 1212 code for a protein of 403 amino acids. The record is from RefSeq and is a predicted model, not a curated record. NCBI's taxonomy places the organism in Eukaryota, Fungi, Ascomycota, Eurotiomycetes, Eurotiales, Aspergillaceae. The transcript has 7 exons.
AUGCCGACACCUACGGGCAACCCCAGAGAUGUGGUGGCUGAUGAGAGCCAUCUCGGUAUCAUUAUCGGGGUGCAGACGGCACUGACGGUCUUGGCCGUUGUUGUCGUCUGUCUCCGUCUAUAUGUUCGGGUGAAGAUUGUCAGGAGUUCCGGGUGCGAUGACUGGACUAUGGCUCUCGCGGCGCUCUGCUCCCUCGGCGGCUGGGUUCUCUACGUCUACAAGGCAUGUCACGGCCUAGGCCACCACAUCAAAUUCCUAGGCGACAUGGAUAGAAUGAAGUUGAGCGAAGCGGCGUUCUGGCAGGUCAUUAUCUGCUCGGCUACCGGGAUCGCCUUGCUCAAGAUAUCUAUCGCUUUGAAUUUGCUGCGGUUCAGCCCGACCCGAUGGUACACCAUGUCUUUAUGGACAAGUAUUGCAUUCGUCGCCGCAUACAGCUUCAUGGGCGCAAUGACAUUCUUCCUCCACUGCAAACCAAUGCAGGCACAUUGGGAUACGCGCAUCAAAGACGCGAAGUGCUACUCGGUACACCUAUUCGUCGUCUUCGCGCUAAUAAAUACAUUGACAGCCUUCAACAUCUUCACCGACGUCCUCUUCGCAACGAUCCCGAUCCCGAUCGUCUGGAAUCUGCGCAUGAAACGCCGAGUCCGCAUGUAUCUAAUCGGCGUCUUCAGUCUCGGCUACUUCACAGUUGGUCUCGGCGUCAUCAAAGCAGUAGCGCAACUCGCAUACCCCAAUGAGACGGACAUCUUCUUCAAUGACUCCAUUCUCUUCUGGGGCCUUGCCCAAUUCAAUGUUGGAAUCCUGACCGCCUGCGUCCCGUCCCUUAAGCCUCUUGCCACGAGAGCUCUCAAACUAUCCGAAUACACGCAGUCACGCUCGCGCUCACACGGACUAUAUGGAAGGAGAUCGACAGGUCGGUGGACCAGCAGCAGGCGUAGUCGUCGGGUGUUCUCGAUACACAGACGGGACCAGUAUGGGAUCGAGGAGUUGCACAGCCAUGACGUGUCUACGCGCAGCCAGUCUGAUGAAGUGAAGCUCACGCCGUACGGAGCAACGGUAUCGUUCACGGCUCAUGCCGAGAGGGGGAGGCUUGAGAGUAGCAGUGAGAUUGACGAGAAUGUGGGUGCCGAAAUGUCUCCAGAAAGGCGCGUGGUGGGAGGUAUCUUGAAAACAACGCAAACUACGGUCGUUAGUAGUAGAGCUGCCGAUUAG